Messenger RNA from Prorocentrum cordatum, 1026 nucleotides. The record is from the annotation of a GenBank genome assembly. NCBI's taxonomy places the organism in Eukaryota, Dinophyceae, Prorocentrales, Prorocentraceae.
AUGAUGGCCCAUUCCGUCGGGGUCAUCGAGCAGAAGCACUCCCGGAAGGUCAAUCCAGAGAGCAAGCAGGCGACCAGAUUGCGCACGGCGAUGCAGAAGGCGCUGAAGGACCUGUCGGUGGGACCCGACGCACAGGUGAAUCUGGAGUGCUUCUUCCCAGAGGACGACAUCGACGUCUCCAUCACCAUCACGAGGGCCCAGCUCCAGGAGUUCAUCGCGGAGGACGUGAAGGGCAUCGGUGCCCUCAUAGCCGCCGCCAUGGAGAAGGCAGGGAAGACCUGGGACGCGGUGACCAACGUGGAGGUGAUCGGCGGCGGCAGCCGUGUGGUUGCCGUGCAGGAGGCGCUGCGCGCGCAGGUGCCCGAGCACCUGGUGCUGGGCGCCGGUCUCGACAGCUCCUCGUGCGUGGCCGUGGGCUCCACCUACUUCAGUGCGGCCUCGGUGGGCCGUCCCGCCAGCGUGCGGGCCACGGCCCCCGUGGAGGGGCAGCCGAAGGAUCUGGGCGUCGGGGAGACCGACACGUGGCUGAAGCAGGUGCACGGCCAGGAGGUGAAGAGGCUGCAGUGCGAGAACGAGUUCGAGGCGUACAUAUACAAGGUGAAGAGCUGGCUCAGCGGCCCGGACAAGGACCUCUUGGCCGCGGCGGCGCCGGAGGUGGACCGGUGGCAGCUGUGGCUCGAGGACGCGCAGGCCGAGGACACGAGCUUCGACACCUACGACGCGAAGUUCACCGAGAUCAAGGAUUUCAUGGCCGAGAAGUGCGCCGCCUACUUCAAGAAGGUCGAAGAGAGAGCCGCUCAGAAGGAGAAGGAGCUCGAUGAGGCCGCCGAGAAGGAGAGGCAGCGCCGCAAGGAGCUCGGCAUGGACAACGACAAGGACGAGCGCACCAUGGCGAAGUCGGAGCGCUUCCGCCUGGCCGAGAGCAACAAGGCUGAGGGCAACGAGUUACUCAAGGCCGGGAAGUUCGACGACUCCAUCCGGCGGUACAAGAAGGCAUUCGAGUCGAUUGCUUGCUGGGGGAGGUGA